AGCAAACCACUCCCACUGCUAAGCCAAGACUGCCUCCUAUAAAAUGAAUUUGCAGAAGAUCUACCCUCGAUCACAAGAAACUAGAGCUUCGCGCUAAACAGACAUGCGUGCAAAUAUUAUUUUAAAACUCGUUCUGCUCCUCCCGUUUCUCAAAGCGGCCCUCGGUCAAUCCCCUAGCUGCUCAAAUUGUGCACUCACCAAUAGAAGGAAUGUGUGCCUCGACGAGACCAGCUAUGGAUUCUGCUUUAACCAGGAAACGGUCGAUGAAAGCACAAUCACUGCGUGUCCUGAGGGGUAUUUUUGCACACUGGAUAACAUUUGUUCUCCCCAGGAGACGUCCUCACCUUCUUGUGUACCUGAAUCGUCCACUUUAACGACAGAUUUAUUAACCGAAUCGUCCACUUUAACGACUGAUUCAUCAACUGAAUCUUCCCCUAAAACAACAGAUUCAUCAACUGAAUCUACAACUGUAACCACAGAUACUUCAACAGAAUCUUCCACAUUAACUACAAAUCCAUCCACAGAAUCGUCCACUGCAACGACAGAUUUAUCAACCGAAUCGUCCACUUUAACGACUGAUUCAUCAACUGAAUCUUCCCCUAUUACUACAGAUUCAUCAACUGAAUCUACAACUGUAACCACAGAUACUUCAACAGAAUCUUCCACAUUAACUACAAAUCCAUCCACAGAAUCGUCCACUGUAACGACAGAUUUAUCAACCGAAUCGUCCACUUUAACGACUGAUUCAUCAACUGAAUCUUCCCCUAUUACUACAGAUUCAUCAACUGAAUCUUCCCCUAUUACUACUGAUUCAUCAACUGUAUCUUCCACUUUAACGACUGAUUCAUCAACUGAAUCUUCCACUUUAUCGACUGAUUCAUCAACUGAAUCUUCCCCUACAACAACAGAUUCAUCAACUGAAUCUUCCACUGCAACCACAGAUACUUCAACAGAAUCUUCCACAUUAACUACAGAUCCAUCCACCGCAUCUUCAACAUUAAAUACAGAUACGUCAACAGAUUCUUCACCUUUAGCAACUGAUUCAUCAACGGAAUCAACACCAGUUACCACAGAAUCAACCACGGUAUCUCCACUAAAUGCUGAUGUUUAUUGUUCUACAUUACGAAAAAAAGGAUACUUUAGGGUGGAGAGUGAUUCAACUUGCAGACAGUACGUGUACUGCUAUAAAUUGAGCUUGGAUUACCUGGGUUGGCUUUACUAUUGCAACACAAAUGAAUUUUAUAAUUCUGAUACACAAUCUUGUCAGACCGAACGGCCCGCGAGUUGCUGAA
Molecule: messenger RNA, 1292 nt
Organism: Drosophila guanche
Lineage: Eukaryota; Metazoa; Arthropoda; Insecta; Diptera; Drosophilidae
Product: cell wall protein IFF6
Exons: 5
Coding region: 104-1291 (395 amino acids)
Cellular component (GO): extracellular region
Molecular function (GO): chitin binding
Source: RefSeq, a predicted model, not a curated record